AUUCGACGCAGGCACGGGUUUGACAGUUUUUAUAUGUUCAGUACUGAAAUUUACAUUCGUUAACGUGGUUGUUGUGGCAUCACACACGAGCGAAAUUGAAAGUAGAUGCCUUUUAACUUGUACCUACUUCAACCAAUGCAUUGUGAUCUGUGUGGAAACAUUAAGCAAAAAAUCUUAGAGGAUAGCAUUGUUUGCACUUCUCAUAUCAGAAGAGUUUCGAUCUGUUAGUGUGUUAUCCAUCUAGUAACAACUUUACGGAGAACAAUAAACAUCUUCAUUCGCAAGAUCAACCUAAUAUCACCACGAUUUCAUAGCCAUGCAUAUAUAACUCAGACUUGACCCUGAUGGAAGACGGAUUAACACAAAAUAUUUACAUAAAUAAAUAAACAGAAUAACAAUGGUCUCAUCAUGCCUCGUUCGAGUUUAUUAGAGAUUAAUAAUUCCACACAAAAGUUAGAUUAACAACUCUGUCAAAGCGUUAUUACUUAAUACGCAAAUAUUCUACGAUAAGUCUUUGAUCGGUAAAAUAUACACAAUGGACAAUCCGGCUCUUGAAAUUGAGGAGACGUCCAUGUCAUCAGAAUCGACACAAAAAAUGACAUCUAGCACUUCCAGUGACAGGGACAUAAGCCCAAAAAAAGAACAAAAGUCACCAUCUUCAGAUUUAUACUACUCCAUUAAUGACCGGCCACCCUUGCACCUUUCUUUUGCUUUGGGAUUUCAACAUUAUCUAACAGUGGCUGGAUCUUCCGUGUCCGUUCCAUAUAUUUUGUGUCCAGCAAUGUGCAUGUUAGAUGACGACGUGGGAAGGGCUCAACUAAUUUCAACAAUUAUGCUGGUUUCGGGGAUCGUCACAAUUUUCCAAAGUACAUUUGGGACAAGGCUCCCAAUAGUCCAGGGAGGUAGCUUUUCAUUCAUUACUCCAGCGCUGGCCAUCCUCGCCUUGCCCGAAUGGACAUGUCCUUCUAGAAGCUAUUUGGAAAGCAUAUCGCAGGAAGCAAGGACCGAGUUGUGGCAGCUACGGAUGCGCGAAUUAUCGGGGGCAAUAAUUGUAGCGUCGAUCACAGAAGUAAUUCUUGGGUUUUUUGGAAUUAUUGGACUAAUUUUGAAAUAUAUAACGCCACUCACCGUCGCGCCUGCUAUUGCGAUGAUCGGUUUAUCACUUUUUAAAGUAUCGGCUCAACAUGCGGCUGCAAAUUGGGGAAUAUCAAUUUUGACAAUAUUCUUAAUUAUCCUAUUUACUCAGUACCUAAAAUGGUACAAAAUUCCUAUUCCGUUCACGUCUAAUCAAUCUGGAAAACUCCGAAGAUUUCCACUGUUUGAAAUCUUUCCUUUCCUUUUGACCAUUAUAAUUGUGUGGGGAAUAUGUGCCAUCCUUACUGCCACUGAUGCCUUGCCAGAAAACGAUCUUGCCCGUACUGACGUCAAGCUGAAUUUAAUAAGACAAACUGAUUGGUUUCUUUUUCCAUAUCCAUUCCAAUGGGGUUGGCCUACGGUUUCGGUUGGUGCCGUGUUAGGAAUGGUUUCUGGUGUCAUUACCGGCACAGUGGAGUCGAUUGGCGACUAUUAUGCGUGUGCUAGGAUAUCUGGAGCAAGUCCUCCCCCAAUUAGCGCCGUGAAUAGAGGAAUAUUUGUGGAAGGCAUUGGAUGCAUACUCGCAGGAUGCUGGGGCACUGGAAACGGAACGACCAGUUUUAGCGAAAAUAUUGGUGCAAUUAGUGUAACAAAAGUGGGAUCCAGGAGUGUCAUUCAAGCCGCCGGAUUUUUGAUGAUUAUAUUUUCACUAUUGGGAAAAGUGGGGGCAGUAUUUGUGUCAAUCCCUGAGCCGAUCAUCGGUGGCAUCUUUUGCAUAGUGUUUGCAACGGUUGCGGCGGUUGGGCUUUCAAAUUUGCAAGGCGUGGAUCUCAAUUCAUCUAGAAACAUAUUUAUUAUCGGAUUUUCCAUUUUCUUUGCAUUGGUAAUGUCGCAAUGGAUGGGUGACCACAAAGAUGCUAUUGACGUAGGAGUUUCUAGCAUCAACCAAGUGAUCACGAUACUUUUGACUACCGGGAUGUUUGUUGGAGGAGUUUUAGGUUUUAUCCUCGAUAACACGAUACCCGGGACGCCCAAAGAGCGUGGCCUUUUGACAUGGAUGAAAACUUUGGAUGAUGACGAUUCCACAAGUGCAGCUAAUCCUGAUUCUUCAUACGACUUACCAUUUAUCGGGAAUUUUAUCCGCAGAGUAUCCGUAUUUCGAUUGUUUCCAAUUUCUCCAACAUUUCAUGGAUUCAAGGCGAAGCAUCCGAAACUCCCGAAGGUCAUUGGAAAGAACAAAGUUUCAAUUACUGACAUUGAGACUGCACCCAAAAUACAAAAUAAUGCGCUAUCGCGAGAUCGUUUGAAAGAAAUAUACAGUGCAAAUGAAAAUUGAUUACAUAUAUUACUCAAUAUAUAUAUUUUAACGCAAAUUUUAAAUCUCUUGAACUAUUUGUAAUCUUUGUAGAUUUACAGAUUGAUGACAUAAGUAAUUACUUUUCAUAUGUAUAAUGCCGAUGAGUUAUAAAAAUAUAUUCAUGCAAGUUAAGUAUAUAAACAAUCGCAAA
This is a messenger RNA of Folsomia candida, 2582 nucleotides long. Its product is annotated as solute carrier family 23 member 2. Gene Ontology annotation, molecular function: transmembrane transporter activity. The coding region runs from base 536 to 2410 and encodes 624 amino acids. The record is from RefSeq and is a predicted model, not a curated record. Gene Ontology annotation, biological process: transmembrane transport. NCBI's taxonomy places the organism in Eukaryota, Metazoa, Arthropoda, Collembola, Entomobryomorpha, Isotomidae. Gene Ontology annotation, cellular component: membrane. The transcript is spliced from 16 exons.